GGUACAAGAGCGCCAGGACGCUCCUGCAGGAGAGAGGCAGAGCAGACAGUCGGAGGGAGACGGGAUAGAGCAGCACAGCGGCGGCAGCAGCGGCGGCGGCAGCUGGAAGACACCACAGUCAGGCGGAGACACAGACAUAAAAUCCCUACCCGGACCCCGCACAGCAUCAUUUCUUUCCGCCGUCGGAUUAAACCCGUCUCCAGCUUCAACAGCGAAACCACGCUGAGACAUGAACUUCUCCCGCUGAAAAUUAUUGAUGCUGAACUGAGUGGUCCACUGCUAUCUUCCAGUGUUUCCCCUCCCCUCAGUUUUCUGUCUCCCUGUCUGUCACCUGACUUGUAAGCAGCCAUGACGAAGUCCUACGAAUUCAACUGGCAGAAACACCUGCCUGAGUUCAUGCAGGAAGGCUCCUCUUUCGACAGGUUUGAUGAGGACCCAUACAUCUUCGAGCCCAACUGCCACAUGACAGUGGAUGAGUACGGCUUUUUCAUCACUUGGAAGAGUGAGGGAAAGGAAGGUCAGGUUCUGGAGUGUUCCCUCAUCAACAGUAUCCGUGUUGGUGCCGUCCCAAAGGACCCUAAGAUCCUGUCAUCAUUUGAGGCCAUUGGAAAAACAGAGGCAGACCUGGAGGGCUGCAUCAUCUGCAUCUGCAGUGGCGCAGACCUGGUCAAUCUCAGCUUCAUGUUCAUGGUGGCAGAGAACCCGGAGACAGCCAGGAAGUGGAUCGAGGGUUUGAGGUCAGUGAUUCACAAUGUUAAGGCCAACAAUGUCUGUCCAAUGACAUGCCUCAAGAAACAUUGGAUGAGAAUGUGUUUCUUGACCAACGUGAAUGGGAAGAUUCCUGUAAGAGGCAUCACACGGACGUUUGCAUCAGGGAAGACAGAGAAGGGGAUCUUUCAGGCUCUGAAGGAUCUGGGUCUUCCUAGUGGAAAGAACGAUGAGAUUGAACCAGCAGAUUUUACCUUUGACAUUUUUUACGCACUCACACAGAAGAUCUGCCCUCGCACAGACAUAGAGGAACUCUUCAAGAAAAUCAAUGGGAACAAAACUGAUUAUUUAACUGUAGACCAGUUAGUCAGCUUUCUGAAUGAAAACCAGCGUGACCCAAGGUUAAAUGAGAUUCUCUUUCCAUUCUACGAUCCCAAGAGAGCCAUGCAGAUCAUUGAGAAAUAUGAGAGAGAUGACGACCUGAAGAAGAAAGGUCACAUGUCCAGUGAUGGAUUCUGUCGGUACCUUAUGUCAGAUGAAAAUGCUCCAGUGUUCCUGGACCGACUGGAGCUGUACCAAGAUAUGGACCAGUCGCUGGCCCACUACUUUAUCAGUUCCUCCCAUAACACAUACUUGACAGGCCGACAGUUUGGAGGGAAGUCGUCAGUAGAGAUGUACCGGCAGGUCCUGCUGGCUGGAUGCAGAUGUGUGGAGCUGGACUGCUGGGACGGGAAGGGCGAGGACCAAGAACCCAUAAUUACUCACGGCAAGGCCAUGUGCACAGAUAUUCUAUUCAAGGAUGUUAUCCAAGCAAUUAAGGAGACAGCAUUUGUCACAUCAGACUACCCUGUUAUUUUAUCCUUUGAAAAUCACUGCAGUAAACCUCAGCAGUACAAGAUGGCCAAGUACUGCGAGGAGAUCUUUGGUGACCUCCUCCUCAAACAGGCUCUGGAGAACUCUCCGAUCGAACCUGGGCGUCCCUUACCCUCUCCAAAUGACCUCAAGCGGAAAAUCCUCAUCAAAAACAAACGCUUGAAACCUGAAGUUGAACAGAAGCAGCUUGAGGCCUUCAAGAAACACAUGGAAGCAGGAGAGACCAACACCCCUGCUAUCAUUAUGGGAGAGGAGAAUGAAGACGACACAGAGAACGGUGAAAAAGAGGCAGAGGAUAAGGAUUUGAAUUCAGAGGCCCCCAGCAGUGUGUCAGAAGCAACCAGCGAGAAAGAAUCCAACAGUGUUUCUCAGAGUAAUGCUGUCAGCUCGAGAAAAGAUGAAGAACAAAGCAACAGUAUCAAGAAGGUACCUGAUGAUGAGGUGACAGAGAUAUCUGAAGCAACAGAUGCCACAGACAUCUCUGAAGCGUCCGACCAAGACAACAACAAGAAGAGCGGAGAUGUGGCAGAAGACUCUGAAGAAGCUCUGAUAGCUCAGUACACUUAUGUGGGAGCCACCACUAACAUCCACCCGUAUCUCUCAGCCAUGGUCAACUAUGCACAGCCCGUCAAGUUCCAGAGUUUUGAUGUGGCUGAGGAAAGGAAUAUCCACCAUAACAUGUCUUCUUUCAACGAGUCAGUUGGCCUGGGUUACCUGAAGACUAAUGCCAUUGAGUUUGUUAACUACAACAAGCGUCAGAUGAGCCGUAUCUACCCCAAAGGGGGCCGGGUGGACUCCAGUAAUUACAUGCCUCAGAUCUUCUGGAACGCAGGCUGCCAGAUGGUCUCGCUCAACUUCCAGACUCCAGAUCUGGCCAUGCAGCUGAACCAAGGAAAGUUUGAGUACAACGGCUCCUGUGGGUACCUGCUAAAGCCCGACUUUAUGCGGCGGUCAGACAGGAUGUUUGACCCGUUCUCAGAGACACCGGUGGAUGGCGUCAUUGCUGCAACCUGCAGCGUACAGGUGUUCUCGGGACAGUUUCUCUCUGAUAAGAAAAUCGGCACUUAUGUUGAAGUCGACAUGUACGGACUGCCAACAGACACCAUCCGGAAAGAGUUCCGCACUCGCAUGGUGAUGAAUAAUGGACUGAACCCUGCCUACAAUGAGGAGCCCUUCGUUUUCAGAAAGGUGAUCUUACCAGAUCUAGCCGUGCUGCGCAUCGCGGUCUAUGACGACAACAAUAAGCUGAUUGGACAGCGGAUCCUGCCUCUGGACGGCCUGCAGGCUGGCUACCGUCACAUCUCUCUGAGAAAUGAAGGCAACAAGCCCCUGUCAUUGCCCACCAUCUUCUGCCAAAUCAUCCUCAAGACCUACGUGCCCGAUGGCUUUGGAGCUAUUGUGGAUGCUCUAUCAGACCCAAAGAAGUUUUUGACUAUAGCAGAGAAGAGAGCUGACCAGAUGAAGGCUCUGGGGAUUGACACGAACGACAUUGCAGAUGUUCCCAGCGGAAGCUCAAAAAACGACAAGAAAGGGAAGGGCAAAGGUGACACUGUGAAAGCCAGUGUGACACCACAAGCCAGCUCAGACAUGGCCCAGACCUCCAACGCUGCCCAAAAUAACAUGACCGAAACCAAGAAGGAUAAUGCACUUGUGCCUAAUGUCAGCAUUGAUGACUUAAAACAAAUGAAGUCCUACCUUAAAUUGAUUAAAAAGCAGCAGAAGGAGCUCAACACUUUAAAGAAGAAACACUCAAAGGAUCAAAAUGCAAUGCAGAAAGCUCACUGCAGUCAGGUGGACAAGAUCGUGUCUCUGCACGAUAAGGAGAAGAUAACUCUGGAGAAGCUACUAGAGAAAGCCAUCAAGAAACGAGGUGAAAACAACUGCCAAGAGCUGAAGAAGGAGACAGAAGAUAAGAUUCAAAUGCUAGCUGCUGAUCAUAAAGCCAAGGUAAAGGACAUCACAGCACAGCACACUAAAGAGUGGUCAGAGCUAAUCAGUAGUCACAGCAGCGAGGAGCAGGAGAUGAAGGACAGCCACGUCACUCAGCAGUGUGAACACCUCAAGAAGCUCUUGGCCACUGUCCAGGAGCAGCAGACCAUGCAGCUCAAACUCAUUCAUGAAAGGCAGAGCAAAGAGAUGCGUGCCAACCAGGCUAAGAUGUCCAUGGAAAACAGUAAAGCCAUUAGCCAGGACAAGACUAUCAAAAAUAAGGCCGAGCGAGAGAGGAGAGUGCGGGAGCUAAACAGCAGCAACACCAAGAAGUUCCUGGAUGAGAGGAAGAGGCUGGCUAUGAAGCAUCAGAAGGAGAUGGAGCAGCUAGAGAAAAACCAGAGAGAACAGUUGGAGAAACUGGAGAAGUUCAAUGAGCAGCUUUUGAAAUCACACCAUGCAAACAAACAGGUCCAAGGCGAAGGACAUGCAGCAGAUGGUGAAGUUGGAGGAGGAGAUGGACCGCAGACCUGCCACGGUGGUGUGAGCGGCUGAGACCAGGAACGCAAACGCACACUCGUACACUCAUACACACAAGAAGGUGCAGAAAACACUCCACGGAAAGCCCUCUACAGUCUAGAGAUGAAAACCCCACCUACAUCACUUUCUGUGUAAUAUUUAUGUUCGCCCAGACACACAGCAGCCCCCCCUUCACCUCUUCUGUUCCUCUGUUCAUUCACUCAUGCAUCUUGUACUCUCCAACCACUAUCUUUAUACCACUGAGCCAUUGGUGCUUAUCACUGUUUGUCAGGGGGGGAUUAACCACUUAUCGAGACAGGAAAUGUUACCUCGGAGAACACAGUCAAACUUGUCUUCUCCUCCAGUGUAUCUAAAUUGUCUGUUGCCAUCACACUGUAUGUUCUCUUCAGCUAUUGGUAGUUCUUGGUACAAGCGCAAACACACACACACACACACACACGGGUUCAUCACAGUUCAGAUAAAGGGGAUAUCUGUUCCCAUUUUGACCAUUAAAAAACAAAAAAACAGUACCCAAUGAACCGCUCCAGAGACAGA
Archocentrus centrarchus (flier cichlid) is the source of this 4584-nucleotide messenger RNA. It is a transcript of the gene plcb4b, whose product is annotated as phospholipase C, beta 4b. Gene Ontology annotation, molecular function: phosphatidylinositol-4,5-bisphosphate phospholipase C activity; calcium ion binding. The record is from RefSeq and is a predicted model, not a curated record. The coding region runs from base 349 to 4065 and encodes 1238 amino acids. Gene Ontology annotation, biological process: phosphatidylinositol-mediated signaling; lipid catabolic process; release of sequestered calcium ion into cytosol. NCBI's taxonomy places the organism in Eukaryota, Metazoa, Chordata, Actinopteri, Cichliformes, Cichlidae. The transcript has 40 exons.